AUGCGUCUGCUCUCGCCGUUACUAUUGGCAGCUGUCGUCCCCGUCCCCCUGACGACAGCAAUGCCAUGGCUACCCAUCGACCCCACCGACCCACUCACACUCGAAUACCCACAUUCACACGGCACACGUCAAUCGCUCGACCUCAACGACCCUGCUAUCACCGUCACUGACUAUCUCACCUACAACCAAUCGUUCUCGGAACAAGCUGUCUACGAUGCACUCGAUCUCGAUAACGGCGAUGGUACAGGUGACCCCGAUCUUCCUGGUUGGAUCGAUCCAGGCGAAUAUGGCGGAUCUAUGCUCGAUCUGGUUGGAAAUGGACUUCGCGAGCCCAUCAACGUGAUCAUCAGUGGUAAAUCUGACAAGCAUGUUUUGUCCGACUUGGGGCUGAAAGAUUACAUCAGGACCAUCGGGUUUUCGUUCGAAUGUCUGAACCUUCAUAUGGGUAACCUGCAAAGGGCUGAUUUGGGUGAUGGAAAAGGGUGGGUUCCAGAGAUGUUUGAGUAUCGCGAAACAGGUUUCCCUGGUGCACCCGGUCGCUGGGUCGGCGCCUGUUGGGAAUCUCUUUACGGCGGUAAUCAUUUCAGAGUGUGGAAACAGAAUGGUACAAUGGCAAAUACCGGUGCUUGGUUCCUUGCCGUUUCCAAGGAGAAGAACCUGAAGUACCACCAUACCAUCGACAAAGAUGGCUACAACGUCGGGAGAGACUUGCUUGUUGCAGCAGCAGAGAAGGGCGGCAAGUGGAACAACGUGUACUAUAAAGCGGAGAUCGAGUGGGUAGAUGGAUUGUCACAGGCAGGAAGACAUGGUAUCAAUCAUAAUAUUGGACAGGAUGGUAGGACGGCAGUGUUGACAGUGAAGAAGGUGGAUGCUUUGUCGAGAGGGUUCUUCUUUUGGGGUCUGGAGGCGUUAGCGAGUUGGCUUGCUGAGAGAGUUGCUUUUCAUGUUGCGAGGUUCUUGCAGCAGUUGGGAAUCCUCUAG
Molecule: messenger RNA, 981 nt
Organism: Ustilago hordei
Lineage: Eukaryota; Fungi; Basidiomycota; Ustilaginomycetes; Ustilaginales; Ustilaginaceae
Exons: 1
Coding region: 1-981 (326 amino acids)
Source: RefSeq, a predicted model, not a curated record